Messenger RNA from Meloidogyne enterolobii, 744 nucleotides. The record is from the annotation of a GenBank genome assembly. NCBI's taxonomy places the organism in Eukaryota, Metazoa, Nematoda, Chromadorea, Rhabditida, Meloidogynidae.
AUGAAUAUAGGCGAUGCUAGUAAUGUUCAAAUCUUAAGUAAUCUUUUUGAAACUGGAGAUGAUUCUGUAGCAAUGGGUACUGGACAAGGAAAAAAAUCUAAUUCUCCGCCUGUAGAAUUUGUUGUUAUUAGAAAUAAUUAUUUCCGGCAUUCACAUGGAUGCUCCUUUGGUGGUAAUCUUGGAGAUUGGGUACAAGAUGUCCAAAUUGAGGAUAACAUUUUCCUUAUGUCUGAUAAUGGUAUUCGAAUGAAGGCAACAAAAGAAAUUGGUGGAGGUGUUAGAAAAGUUUGUAUUAGAAAUAUUGGAAUGAAAGGAGUUGGGACAACAAAUUCAUUUACAUAUAAUGGCAAAACUUUGUCUGGAAAUACAAUUAAUGGAUAUCCACUAAUAUUUACAUUAAAAUACAGUGAUGGCAAAGGUCAAUUCCCUCCAGCAGAUAUCUCCACACAAUAUCUUAAUAUAACAUUAAAAGAUCUGAGUAUUGAUCAAAUAGACACAAACCACGCUUCUGGUUGUAUUUUGAUUGAUGGAACUCCAAAUUAUAUGCAUACUAAUUUUGAAUUCAAGAAUAUAAAAAUCAAAAAUUCUCUUCAAGCAAAAAUCAGUCAAUUAAAAUUAAGCGUUUUUGAUACACUCGAAACUGAAAACAUUGGUGGAGAUCCUCCUUUUAAAUUUGCUCAAUGUAGUAAAUUAACAUUCAGCAAUGUUCCAGAAGUAAUUAAUCCACAAAGCAAUUAUAGUUAA